Sorex araneus (European shrew) is the source of this 1141-nucleotide messenger RNA. RefSeq names its product cell division cycle 123 (gene CDC123). Gene Ontology annotation, cellular component: cytoplasm. The coding region runs from base 81 to 1085 and encodes 334 amino acids. Lineage: Eukaryota; Metazoa; Chordata; Mammalia; Eulipotyphla; Soricidae. The record is from RefSeq and is a predicted model, not a curated record. The transcript is spliced from 13 exons.
GCCCCGCGGCCGCGGCUCCGGGGAUUCCCUUCCGGGGCAGCGCGGCGGGGCCGGAAGUGGCGGCGCCGGCGUGCGGGACGAUGAAGAAGGAGCAGGUGCUGCACUGCCAGUUCUCGGCGUGGUACCCGCUCUUCCGGAGCCUGACCAUCAAGAGUGUCAUCCUCCCGCUCCCCCAGAACGUGAAGGAUUACCUCCUGGAUGACGGGACUCUGGUGGUCUCGGGAAGGGAGGAGCCCGCCGCACGCGCGCAGCCGGACAGCGACGACGAGGCCGAGGAGAUACAGUGGUCCGAUGACGAGAACACGGCCACGCUGACGGCACCCGAGUUCCCCGAGUUCGCCACGAAGGUGCAGGAAGCCAUCAACUCCCUGGGCGGCAGCGUGUUCCCCAAGCUGAACUGGAGCGCCCCCCAGGACGCCUACUGGAUAGCCAUGAACAGUUCGCUCAAGUGCCGGACCCUCAGCGACAUCUUCCUCCUGUUCAAGAGUUCCGACUUCAUCACCCGGGACUUCACGCAGCCGUUUGUCCACUGCACGGAUGACUCCCCGGACCCUUGCCUGGAAUAUGAGCUUGUUCUCCGGAAGUGGUGCGAAUUAAUUCCUGGGGCUGAGUUCCGGUGUUUUGUAAAGGAAAACAAGCUCAUCGGCGUGUCCCAGCGGGACUACACGCAGCACUACGACCACAUCUCCAAGCAGAAGGACGAGAUCAGCCGCGGCAUCCAGGACUUCUUCCAGAGGCACAUUCAGUACAAGUUCCUGGACGAGGACUUUGUGUUCGAUAUCUACAGGGACAGCAGGGGCAAGGUGUGGCUGAUCGACUUCAACCCCUUCGGGGAGGUGACGGACCCGCUGCUGUUCACCUGGGAGGAGCUGGUGUCAGGGCCGGCGCUGCGAGGGGAUGACGGUGACGCGCCGGAGCAGGACGCGCCGGCCUUCCGCUGCACGGACAGCGCGGCCACGGUGCAGCCCAGCCCCUACCUCAGCUACCGGCUGCCCAAGGACUUCGUGGACCUGUCCACGGGGGAGGACGCGCACAAGCUCAUCGACUUCCUGAAGCUGAAGCGGAGCCAGCAGGAGGACAGCUGAGGACAGCCCCGCCGCCGCCGCGGAGACCCGUCAAUAAAGGCCGCAGACCGCCUGCC